Cervus elaphus (red deer) is the source of this 1344-nucleotide messenger RNA. Its product is annotated as serine protease 45. The transcript has 6 exons. Gene Ontology annotation, biological process: proteolysis. The record is from RefSeq and is a predicted model, not a curated record. NCBI's taxonomy places the organism in Eukaryota, Metazoa, Chordata, Mammalia, Artiodactyla, Cervidae. Bases 310 to 1095 code for a protein of 261 amino acids. Gene Ontology annotation, molecular function: serine-type endopeptidase activity.
GCAGCCUCGAGGCCGUUAGGCCUGAGCCGCAGCUUCCUGCUGCUGCUACUGCUGCUGCUGAACUCGGGUUACAAAGGAGACAGCACCAAACCAGCUCAGUGCCUUUGGGUAGGCCUCUGCGCUUCUCUCACCUUUAGUUUCCCCUUCUUUGAAAUGGAAGCAAGUCCCUGAGUUUACAGCCUUGUGCAAAUUCCCCUGGGGGCAUCUUGGUCUUAGUCAUCCUUAGCCUCCUCUUUGUGGCCACUGUAUCUCCCUGGCACACUUGUUCCUGAAGCUUGUGGCCAACCUUGGUGGCCGAAGAAUUUGGACAUGUCCCGCCAUUGGCCCUGGGAAGUGAGCCUCCGAGUGGAAAAUGAGCACGUGUGUGGAGGGGCCCUCAUUGACCUCAACUGGGUGGUGACUGCUGCCCACUGCAUCCAAGGCACAAAAGAGUAUUCAGUACUUCUUGGCACCUCCAAGCUGAUGCCCCCGAAUGCCACGAGAACCAUCUUGAUCCCUGUGAGGGACAUCAUUAUGCAUCCCAAGUACUGGGGCCGGACCUUCAUCAUGGGUGAUGUGGCCCUUCUCCAACUUCAUAGUCCUGUCAUCAUCACCAAGUAUGUGCAGCCCAUCUGCCUUCCGGAGCCCAACUACAGCCUGAAGGUUGGGACACAGUGCUGGGUAACUGGCUGGGGCCAGGUUAAACAGCGCUUCUCAGCCAACUCCACGCUGGCCCCAGAUCUGCAGGAGGCCGAGGUGUUUAUCAUGGACAACAAGAAGUGUGACCAGAUUUACCGCAAGAAGUCCCGCAUCCCCCGCGUUGUCCCCCUUGUGCUGGGGGAUAUGAUUUGUGCCACCAAUUACAGAGAAGACUUGUGCUCUGGGGAUUCUGGGGGCCCAUUGGCUUGUGAAGUCGAGGGCAGAUGGAUUCUUGCUGGGGUGUUGUCCUGGGAAAAGGCCUGCGCCAAAGUACAUAAUCCGGGCGUGUAUACCCGUAUCACCAAAUACAGCAGAUGGAUCAAGAAGCAAAUAAGCAAUGGGAUUCUCUCAGUUCCCUGCACCUCUGCCUGGCUGCUACUCCUGUUCUGGCUGCUGCAGCCCCAGAUGGGCCCCUGAUCUUCACUCUCCCUUCUCCGUGCUUUGCCUUUGCUGAAUGAGGCCAGACCAAGAUUAGAUCAAGGUCAUGGAUCUGUAUUCAACAAGAGUCAAGAUGGGGAAAAAGUGGCCCUUGGAACUGAGUCUAGCUUUGGCCUCCUAGUGGGGAGGGAAGUGGUGGAUGACUAAGCCUUGAGUGACCAGGAGAAAGGAAGUGUGGCCUAGAAGUGCUCUGGAAUUGGGGACCAGGGUAACAGGGAUUAAAUUUGU